Messenger RNA from Populus nigra (black poplar), 2381 nucleotides. RefSeq names its product pentatricopeptide repeat-containing protein At2g33760-like. Gene Ontology annotation, molecular function: protein binding; RNA binding; zinc ion binding. Gene Ontology annotation, biological process: RNA modification. The coding region runs from base 73 to 1827 and encodes 584 amino acids. The record is from RefSeq and is a predicted model, not a curated record. The transcript has a single exon. NCBI's taxonomy places the organism in Eukaryota, Viridiplantae, Streptophyta, Magnoliopsida, Malpighiales, Salicaceae.
CAAAUAAGAAAACGUUUCCCCACCCCCGAAAUUGCAUUGAAUAACACACUAGCAGUUCCAAGGCGAACUUUUAUGGAGAUUAAACAACACCAUAAGCAUCCACAUUCUCCAGCUUACAAUUUACUUCUCCAAGCAGGACCACGUCUCAAACUUCUUCACCAAGUCCACGCCCAUGUAAUUGUCUCAGGCUAUGGUUGCAGCCGAUUCCUUCUUACUAAGCUUCUCAAUUUAGCUUGCGCUGCUGGCUCCAUUAGCUACACGCGUCAAAUCUUUCUCAUUGUCCCAAAUCCAGAUUCUUUUCUCUUCACUUCCCUUAUCAGAUCCACCUCCAAAUUCCACAACUUCUCUGUUUAUUCCCUUUACUUCUAUACCCGCAUGGUCCUUUUUAAUGUUGCACCUUCAAAUUAUACUUUUACGAGCGUGAUUAAAUCUUGUGCUGAUUUAUUGGCUCUGAGACAUGGGAGGAUUGUUCAUGGUCGUGUUUUGGUUAAUGGGUUUGGAUCGGAUGUGUAUGUUCAAACUGCUUUGGUGUCUUUUUAUGGAAAGUGUGGUGUUUUGUGCAAUGCGAGGAAGGUGUUUGAUAAAAUGCGUGACAGGAGUGUUGUGACGUGGAAUUCGAUGAUCUCGGGGUAUGAGCAAAAUGGGUUUGCUAAAGAGGCAAUUAGAUUGUUUGACCGAAUGAAGGAAGUGGGUGUUGAACCGAAUUCGGCCACGUUUGUGAGUGUUUUAUCCGCUUGUGCUCAUUUGGGUGCAUUUAUUUUAGGGUGUUGGGUGCAUGAGUAUGCUGUUGGGAAUGGUUUGGAUUUGAAUGUAGUGCUUGGCACUUCGUUGAUUAAUAUGUAUACAAGGUGUGGGAAUGUGAGUAAAGCGAGGGAGGUUUUUGAUUCGAUGAAGGAAAGGAAUGUAGUGGCUUGGACGGCAAUGAUUUCCGGGUAUGGAACAAAUGGUUAUGGUAGCCAAGCAGUCGAGUUGUUUCAUGAAAUGAGAAGAAAUGGAUUGCUUCCUAAUAGUAUCACAUUUGUUGCUGUUUUGUCAGCAUGCGCUCAUGCGGGGUUAGUGAAUGAAGGGCGCCGGGUGUUUGAAAGCAUGCGAGAAGAGUAUCGUUUGGUGCCUGAAGUGGAGCAUCAUGUUUGCUUGGUUGAUAUGCUUGGUCGUGCUGGACUUCUCGAUGAAGCAUACAAUUUUAUCAAAGAAAUUCAUGAAGAGCCAGCACCUGCUAUUUGGACAGCGAUGCUUGGAGCUUGCAAGAUGCAUAAGAAUUUUGGCCUUGGAGCUCAAGUUGCUGAGCAUCUCUUAGCUUCUGAACCAGAAAAUCCAGCUCAUUAUGUGAUCCUCUCAAAUAUAUAUGCUCUGGCAGGCAGAAUGGACCAAGUUGAAAUGGUUAGAGACAAUAUGAUUCGAAAAUGCUACAAGAAACAAGUUGGCUAUAGUACAAUAGAAUUGGAUCGUAAGACUUAUUUAUUUAGCAUGGGGGACAAGUCUCACACUGAGACAAAUGAAAUUUAUCAUUAUCUAGAUCAGUUAAUGCGGAAGUGUAGAGAAGCUGGUUAUGUGACAGUAUCCGAUUCAGUUAUGCAUGAAUUGGAAGAGGAGGAGAGAGAAUGUGCACUUGGAUACCAUAGUGAGAAGCUUGCGAUAGCAUUUGGGUUGUUGAAAACCAGCCGUGGGACUGUUAUUAGGAUUGUGAAGAACCUUCGAAUGUGUGAAGAUUGUCAUUCUGCCAUUAAAUAUAUUUCGGUUAUCUCCAAUAGAGAGAUUAUUGUUCGUGAUAAGCUGCGCUUCCACCACUUCAAGAAUGGCUCAUGUUCUUGUCUGGAUUAUUGGUGAAGACUCCUUUUGGCAUCUUUGAACCAGUACGAAACAAAUAUCAUCUAGUUGUGCUUUGAUGUAUCACCCAAAAAUAGACUUGGAGACGCAUCAAGAUUUAACUGGUCAAUAGGAGUCCCGUGUUGUGGUUCAGAAAAGCAAAAACAUUCAUGAUGGGCAUCGAUUGCUCAUUUUUCAGCCUGGAUCCUCUUGAUUAAGACAUGAAUCAUUGUAGACAUGGGGGAUGAAGGGAUCAUCACCAAAUUCAUUUGCACAAUAGCUGCCUUAUUUCCUGAAAUGUUGUCAUUAAGCUAUUACUAUUUGGAUCAUCCCGCAAGAAGCUACAAAUCUUUCAGUGUUCUUUGAUAAAUACCAAGGCACACUGGCAGCAGAAAAACAGUGCUUUUCAUUAUGUGGUUAGUAAUCUAAGGAAUUGCAUCAGCAGAGAAUACAAGAGUAAUAAGAAAAAGAACAAGAAGCCGAACCAUCAAUUGUCCAUUUAGCUUUAGAAGUGUGAUCUUGUAAGAUUAUCACAUAUGGAAAACUCUGGUGAAUUCAAUUUCUUUUUAAGAAAA